Messenger RNA from Akanthomyces muscarius, 4074 nucleotides. RefSeq lists its product as uncharacterized. The coding region runs from base 1 to 4074 and encodes 1357 amino acids. Gene Ontology annotation, biological process: 'de novo' IMP biosynthetic process. NCBI's taxonomy places the organism in Eukaryota, Fungi, Ascomycota, Sordariomycetes, Hypocreales, Cordycipitaceae. Gene Ontology annotation, molecular function: phosphoribosylformylglycinamidine synthase activity. The record is from RefSeq and is a predicted model, not a curated record. The transcript has a single exon.
AUGCCUCGCUCGUUUCUUGUUGGCAGUUCCUGCUUUACGGCCUCUGAUCUGGAGGAGCUUCGGGGUCGUAUUGGCAAGGCUGCCGAUGCCACCGUGAAGCAGCUUCACGGCGACUGGUUCUACUAUCUGGAUCUCAAGAACAACUCCGACGCCGUCUUUGACAAGAUCGACGAGCUUUUGCAGGAUUUUGGCAACCGACAGGCACCUCUCGACGAAACCAAUGCCAAUGUGCUCACGCUGUUCAUUACCCCGCGAUACAUCUCGCCGUGGAGCUCCAAGGCCACCAGCAUCGCCCACGUUUGUGGCUUGCGUGAUGGCGUUAAUCGCAUCGAGCGCGGAAAGCGCGUCAUGAUUGAAUUUGACAAGCCUGCCACCGAACAGCAAAUUGCUACCUUCCGCGACAUCCUUUACGAUCGAAUGACCGAGAUCUUCGACCGCACCCAGCCCGACAACGCGACCAUGUUUGCGGAGGGCUCGCCUUCGCCUCUUGCGGUCGUCGACAUCUUUGCAGAUGGCAAGGAUCCUCUCACAGUCCUCGCCAACUACAACAAGGAAAAGGGACUCAGCCUCGACCAAUCCGAGAUGGAAUACCUGGUUGGCGUUUUCCAGAAGCUCGGUCGCUCGCCCCACGACGUCGAGCUCUUUAUGUUUGCGCAGGUCAACUCGGAGCACUGUCGCCACAAGGUCUUCAACUCUUCUUGGAAUAUCGAUGGCGUUGACAAGGGCAAGAGCUUGUUCCAGAUGAUCCGCGAGACUCAUAAAAAGACCCCCGAUUACACCAUCUCGGCCUACAGCGAUAACGCGGCCGUGCUGCAGGGCGAGGCUGCCAACUACUGGUCCCCCGACUACUCUACCGGUACUUGGAAGCUUACACCUGAGAUCGUCCACAUCCUCACCAAGGUUGAGACUCACAACCACCCGACCGCUAUUUCGCCUUUCCCCGGUGCCGCCACCGGCUCCGGCGGUGAAAUUCGAGACGAGGGUGCUGUAGGCCGAGGCUCCGUGACCAAAGCCGGUCUUGCCGGUUUUUGGGUAUCUGACCUGCUCAUCCCGGACAACCAUGGCCCCUGGGAAAAGAACAUUGGCAGACCCGCCCACUAUGCCAGCAGUCUCGAUAUCAUGCUCGAGGCCCCCAUUGGUAGCGCCCGCUUUAACAACGAAUUUGGCCGACCAUGCCUUACUGGAGUCUUCCGUACUCUCCUCACUCCUUCCGACGCUACUGAAUCCACAGAUACGACAAACGUGUCCGAGUGGCGCGGUUAUCACAAGCCCAUCAUGAUCGCUGGUGGCUUGGGCACUGUUCGACCGCAGCACGCUCUCAAGGAGGAACGUUUCGUCCGCGAUGGCGCUCACGUCAUUGUUCUUGGUGGUCCUGCCAUGCUGAUUGGCCUCGGUGGUGGCGCUGCCUCGAGCAAUGCCACUGGUGAAAGCAACGCGGAUCUUGACUUUGACAGUGUCCAGCGUGGCAACCCGGAGAUGGAGCGACGUGCCCAGAUGGUCAUCAACACCUGCUGCAGUCUCGGCGACGAAAGCCCUAUCGCCAUGAUUCAUGAUGUCGGUGCUGGUGGUCUGUCCAACGCUCUGCCUGAGCUUGUCCAGGAUGCCGGAUUCGGUGGUAAUUUUGAACUGCGCCAGGUGGAGAGUGCUGAUCGUAGCAUGAGUCCCCUCCAGAUCUGGUGCAAUGAGGCACAAGAACGUUAUGUUCUUCUCAUCAAUGCUGAUGGCAUGAACCGUUUCACCAGCAUCUGCCAGAGAGAGCGAUGCGGCUUUUCUGACGUCGGUACUGUUGUCUCCAAGGCUUCUAACGGCGCAAGCAACCUUGUUCUCACCGACCGCGAGUCCAAGCAAUAUCCUCGCCCCAUUGACUUGCCCAUGGACGCCCUCUUUCCCCCGAAGCGACAGCUAAAGCGUACUGUUACCUCCAAGAAGCCCAAACUUGCUCCUUUUAACGCACUGGCAAGCCUGGAGAGGGCGUACGGAACGGGCCUGUCCACUCAGGACCUUGUGUCCAAGGCUGUCGAGCGCAUUUUCCACCUCCCUGCUGUUGGCUCAAAAUCUUUCCUCAUCACGAUCGGUGACCGAACCGUCGGCGGUCUGACCGCCAGAGACCAAAUGGUAGGACCCUGGCAGACACCCGUGUCCAACGUCGCUGUCACUGCUACCUCUUUCCACAUUGGUGGAAACCAAAAGACCGGUGAAGCCAUGGCUAUGGGUGAAAAGCCUACUGUUGCUCUUAUCGACCCAGCUGCUUCAGCCCGCAUGGCUGUUGCGGAAUCGCUCAUGAACCUCGGCGCUGCUGAUGUUAUGGGUGAUCUUCGUCGCGUCAAGCUAUCUGCGAACUGGAUGGCUGCAGUCAAUCACCCUGGUGAAGGUGCCGCUCUCUACGAGGCAGUUCAAGGCGCCAUGGAAAUUUGCACUGCGCUCAAUGUCAGCAUUCCUGUCGGCAAAGAUUCCACCUCCAUGAAGACUGUCUGGAGAAAUGGCGAUGACUCCAAGAGUGUGACUGCUCCGGUCUCUGUGGCCAUCUCGGCGUUCGCCCUUGUCGAAGACUACAAGAGAACAUGGACUCCUCAGCUCCGUCGCGUCGAGGACGUCGGCGAGACACUCCUUAUGUUUGUGGAUCUGGCCGAAGGCCGUAAGGCCAUGGGUGGCUCUGCGUUGGCCCAGACUCUUGGUGCUCUUGGCAAUGAGGCGCCGGAUAUGAAGAACUUUGACAUGAUCACCGAUUACUACGAUGCUCUGGAUCAACUUCAUAAGAGUGGCGUUGUUCUGGCCUAUCAUGACAGAUCUGAUGGUGGCCUCAUCACGACCGUUGCUGAAAUGAUGUUUGCCGGUCGCUGCGGCGUGGACAUCAUGAUGGAUGGCAUCUCCAAGACUGGUAGCACCGCCGAUAUGAUUGAUGCCCUCUUCAACGAAGAACUCGGCGCCGUCUUCCAAAUUCGCAAGUCGGACGAGACGAACUUCAAGCGUUGCUUCGCCACUUGCGGCCCUCCCGCAGGCCUCAUUCGCAAGUUUGGCGCUGUUAAACCCAAGUCCAAGCAGAACCUUUCUAUUCGUUAUGGUGCUACUCCGUUUGCCACACUCGAGCGUGCUCAGAUGCAGAAGUGGUGGAGCAAGACUUCAUACGCCAUGCAGCGCCUACGUGAUACUGCCGCUGGUGCCGAUUCUGAGUUCUCUCUCAUCGACGACAACGAGGACCCUGGCAUCUCUUACAACCUCAGCUUUUCCCCAUCUGAGAACAUCAUGCCUCUCACCAAGUCCAUCACUGGCAUGUUCACCAAGCUUCCUCGCGUUGCUAUCCUUCGUGAGCAGGGUGUCAAUGGUUACGCUGAACUGGCCUACUCAUUCCGCGCUGCUGGCUUCGAGGCUGUUGAUAUCCACAUGUCUGAUGUUCUUGGUGGCCGCACCCUUGCUGACUUUGUUGGUCUCGCCUGCCCCGGAGGUUUCUCCUACGGUGACGUUCUUGGCGCCGGCAACGGCUGGGCUCAGUCUAUCCUGAUGAACAAGACUGCCUGCAGCGAGUUUGCCAGCUUCUUCAAGCGCCCCGACACCUUUGCACUUGGUGUUUGCAACGGCUGCCAGAUGCUCAGCCGUCUCAAGUCUCUCAUCCCAGGCACAGAGCACUGGCCCAACUUUGUCGACAACGCCUCUCAGCAGUUUGAGGGCCGUGUCAGCAUGGUUCGCGUUGAAGUAGAUGAGUCAAAGCCUUCUGUCUUCUUCCACGGCAUGAACGGCUCCUCUCUCCCUGUUGCCGUGUCCCAUGGUGAGGGUCGUGCACUGUUUGGCUCUCCAAACUCGUACCAGAACCUCUCGGACUCUGGCAUGAUUCCUAUGCGCUAUGUUGACAACCGUCUCAACGUCACGGAGAAGUACCCUUUCAACCCCAACGGUAGCCCUGGCGGCAUUGCCGGUGUGCAGAGCAAGGACGGACGUUUCGUGGCUAUGAUGCCUCACCCCGAACGCACCAUCAUGACUGGCGUCGCCAGCUACAUCCCUGAUGGUGCUGCUGAGACCUGGGGAGAGUUUGGACCCUGGGUUCGUCUCUUCCGCAGCGCCCGUAGAUGGGUUGGUUAA